AUGAAGACGGUUUUCGACACAGAGAUACAUAUGUUUUCUCUUUUCCAGGAGAAGACAGAAUUUAUCAUGCGGGCUUGGUUAGACAUAUAUCAAAGCCCCAAACAACACGAUCCAACUGCUAUCAAAUGGAUUUUUGCCCAACUUGAACAGAUUGGGAUUUUCACUGUGCCAACAUCUCUGUCAAAAUUAGCUACACGUGAGACUCGAAAGUCUGAUUCCAACAGACUAACUGAUUCUCGGGCCGCUCAAGAUAUAUGUGAUCUUAGAAGCUUAGCUUCUCAAGGCCAAACUGAUGGGAAUUUUGUGCGUUUUUUUCGCCUUGCAACAGUCUUUAUUAUCGAACGUGCGCUUAAAAAUUUAAAGAUUCAGGAGCAGUUAACUAUUGGCUCAUCUACUAUACAACAGCAACAACCACAGCAGCAACAGGCGUCCGCAAUAUCGUCUGCCACCUGGUCAUCACUUGGGUCUAGCAUGACUCCGAACCCUAGCCAUAAUGGACUCGCUCCAGUAUCACUUAUGUCGGUAGGGCCAACUGGAUUCCAAUCGGCUAACUCCUUACCUGGUGGAGUUGCCACAUUAGGUGUUAACUCAGCCUCUAGUGCCCGUAUCCAAAGUUUCACAGAACUAGAUGCCUAUGCUUGUUUAAUUGGCAUGAUAAUCAAGCGGACUGGUGCUGGCCAAGGUGAUGCAGUUACUAAGGUUAGUUAA
Messenger RNA from Protopolystoma xenopodis, 708 nucleotides. The record is from the annotation of a GenBank genome assembly. Lineage: Eukaryota; Metazoa; Platyhelminthes; Monogenea; Polystomatidea; Polystomatidae.